GCCGGAAAAACUUGCGGCUGCGGGGCUCGGCCCGCCGUCCCCGCUGGGUUUAACUGAACUGCGUGUGCAGGUCGGCUUGGGCUCCGAGCGACCGUGCGUCGCAGCGAAUGGCCAGGGACCUGAUUGGGCCGGCACUGCCGCCAGGCUUCAAGGAGCACGCGACCGCCGAGGACGAGGAGCGGGACCCGAGCCCGGUCGCAGGGCCAGCUUUGCCCCCUGACUACAGAAGCAGCAGUUCGGACUCCUCAGACAGUGACGAGGACAGCAGUUCUUUGUCUGAAGAAGAUGACACUGGUCCAACCGCAAGAAAGCAGAGGAGAAACCAAGAAAGAGAUGAUGAUGAUGAUGAUGAUGAUGGGUUUUUUGGGCCAGCCCUUCCUCCUGGGUUUAAGAAGCAGGAUGACUCUCCUCCAAGGCCUAUGAUAGGUCCUGCAUUGCCACCUGGUUUCAUUAAGUCUCCACAGAAAAGUGACAGAGGCAGAGAGGAUCCAGGACAAGUGUCAUCAUUCUUCAACUCAGAGGAAGCAGAGAGCAGUGAAGAUGAGGGUAUUGUUGGACCAAUGCCUGCAAAAGGACCUAGUAACUAUAGCGUAACGGCAGAGUUUGAAAAAAGGGCCCAGAGAAUGAAGGAAAAAUUGACCAAAGGAGAUGAUGAUUCAUCUAAACUCAUCACAAGAGAGUCAUGGAUGACUGAGCUUCCUCCGGAAAUGAAAGACUUUGGUCUUGGACCAAGAACCUUUAAGAGAAGAGCUGAUGACAAAUCCGGAGACCGGUCUGCCUGGACAGACACUCCAGCCGACCGGGAAAGGAAAGCUAAGGAAAUACAAGAAGCAAGGAAGUCAUUCAGUAAGAAAGAUGAAGAGAACAGACUGUCAGAAAGGGAUAAGAGACUGGCUGAGCAAGUGUCUUCAUACAAUGAAUCAAAAAGAUCAGAAUCCCUCAUGGACAUUCAUCAUAAAAAGUUAAAGAAUAAGGCUGCUGAAGAUAGAAACAAGCACCAAGAGAGAAUACCAUUUGACCGUGAUAAAGACCUCAAGGUUAAUCGGUUUGAUGAAGCUCAGAAAAAAGCCCUCAUAAAGAAAUCCAGGGAACUAAAUACCCGCUUUUCACACGGCAAAGGCAACAUGUUUUUAUAAGUAAGUGUGCUUCAGUGAGGUGCACUCAGACUGCUGAGUCUGAGCCCCUCAGAAGAUCCCUGUGUCUAUAGUAAUUAUGUGCACAAAUAUAUUUCCUUUUGUAAUAAAGUAGAUGCAGAGUCUGCAUUUUUAUAAAUGUGACUGUUGAAAAGUUGGGGGUGUGGUUUACGGAACAAAUAGCUUUAUCUUCACAAUAGCCAAAUAAGGGCAUUGCUUAUUAGAAAAGCUAAGGGUUCCGGUGAAGAGGAAUGGCGCAUGAGAGUAGGACAUACGGCUUGAGGGUCAUGUGCUCUUUAGAAAAAAAGGGCGGGGGUUUGUUUUGUUUGUUCACUUGCUUGUUUUUUUUUUUUUUGUUUUUUGUUUUUUUUUUUUGGGGGGGGGUCUCACUGUGUAACCUUGGCUGGCCUAGAACUUACUGUGUGUAGCAGCAGGGUCCACCUGCCUCUGUCUCCCAAGUGCUGGGAUUGAGUGCCAGCACGCCCAGGCCCAGCUCUUUGAACAAGAUUACAAUUAGGGAAGAUUCGUUGCUUCAGAAGGCCUCUCUGAGUUGAGCUACAGCUACUACGUCAGCUAGCCAUAGUCCCAUCCGAGAGUCUGUGAUGUUGGUUAAGGGAACGUGUGGGAGCCGAGGGUGCUUCUUAAAUUAAGUUCCUCAUGAUUUGUAGCACUGGGAAAUGGACACUGGUAUUCAGAUGGAUUUUAAAGUCAAUAUAAACUUUAAAGUGUUUUUUAGCUUACUGAAUUGUUACCUCAGAGGGGUUUCCCUACAUGAGGUCUGUCGGUCCGCCAUUAUUUGUUAGACAAUGAUCUUUGAAACAUACAAAUUUACCCUGGUCUGUGUCUCUUUUUAAAGGAAUAUGGGAACAGGCAAUCAAUGUUUCUUAUAUAGAAUAGAAUAUUCUGGGGGUUCUUGGUUUUUCUUCAUAUAACUAAGAGACCAUCCCCACAACACCCCAGUCCCUAAUUUUUUGUGGUGGCUAACAAGUUUCUUCUUAGUUUUGGGUGGGACUGUAAGCUGAGUCUCUACCACAGCCUGGACCUUUUUCCCCAAAUAUAUGUAAUCUGCUUCAGAGUCAUUGUGUGGGGCCCUUGCAAAUCUAUGAAUUUUAAAUUGCGCAGUUCGUCCUCCAGAAUGCACACCUGCUAGAAAAUACAAAACAUGGAGUUUUGUCCUUCCUCCUUCUGCAUGUUUUUAUGCUUGGAACUUUUUGUUCACUGUUGGCUAAGUUGUUUUUAUUGGUUUUAAGGUAAAGAAGGCUGUUUGGAUUAUCUCAUAUUAAGGAAAUAUUCUUGUGAAUUUUUAAACCUUAAUAGUAAGUAUUUGUAGGAGAGGCAGUCUGAACGUUGUUACAUCUGUUAUCAUCUGUGGGACGUCUAUGUAACUCUGCCUUCAUGGUCUCCAGCUGGCUGCAUCCUGGAAUUUGACAUGGGCUCGUCUGAUUCAUAUAUGCAUGUAGCACUUUGUAGCUGGUGUUCUGGAACAUUAAUUCUGUGCGGCUUUCUAAAAUAACCAAAUAAUCACUGGAGGUGGAAAAUCUGGACUCAACGAUCACACUCGAGGGAACAUUACAUGUUUAAUGCUGUAAACAAUUCCUCUUACGCUGUUAAAAGUUCCUAAAUGAGGAGAUAAAACCUGAAUUUAAA
Molecule: messenger RNA, 2780 nt
Organism: Psammomys obesus (fat sand rat)
Lineage: Eukaryota; Metazoa; Chordata; Mammalia; Rodentia; Muridae
Gene: Gpalpp1
Product: GPALPP motifs containing 1
Exons: 8
Coding region: 108-1136 (342 amino acids)
Source: RefSeq, a predicted model, not a curated record